AUGGGUAUUAAAGGAUUGAACAAAUUACUGAUGGAACACUGUCCCGCGGCUCUGCGGUCGUCGGAGAUCAAGAACUUUGGAGGUCGAAAAGUCGCCAUCGAUGCCUCCAUGUCUCUCUAUCAGUUUGUGAUUGCAGUACGACAGGCUGAUGGCCAACAAUUGACCAACGAGAAUGGAGAGACCACGUCGCAUCUCAUGGGCAUGUUUUAUCGAACCCUGAGAAUGGUCGAUAACGGUAUCAAACCCGUAUACGUGUUUGACGGCAAGCCCCCCGUCCUCAAGAGUGGAGAGCUGGCCAAGCGAAAGGAGCGACGAGAGGAGGCUCUGAAGAAGAUUGAGGAGCUCAAACAGCAAGUGGAGGAUGGUGAAGAGGGUGAGGAAACAAAGGAGGCUCAGGAGGAUGUUACUCGAUUCGAAAAGCGAACAGUUCGUGUGACACCCGAACAGAAUGACGAGGCCAAGAAACUGCUCACACUCAUGGGUAUUCCCAUUGUGGAGGCUCCAUGUGAAGCUGAGGCUCAAUGCGCCAAGCUAGCCGAGGCCGGAAAGGUGUAUGCUGCUGCCUCCGAAGAUAUGGAUACUCUGUGUUUCGGUUCUCCUGUUCUGUUGCGACAUUUGACCUUUUCCGAGGCCAAGAAGAUGCCUAUUUCCGAAAUCAACUUUGCCAAGAUUCUGGAGGGUCUGGAAAUGACCCAUGCUCAGUUCAUUGAUCUGUGUAUUCUUCUGGGAUGUGAUUACGCAGACACCAUCAGGGGAGUUGGACCUCAGACCGCUCUCAAGCUCAUGAAGGAACAUGGAAGUCUGGAGAAGAUUGUAGAGCAUAUCGAGAAGAAUCCCUCUGGAAAACUCAAGGUGCCCGAGAACUGGCCGUACCAGGAGGUUCGUGCUCUCCUGCAAGCGCCUGAUGUACUCGAUUCCAGCAGCUGUGAUAUCAAGUGGAACAAUCCCGAUGUCGAGGGACUGGUGGACUUCCUGGUGAGAGAUAAGGGAUUCUCCGAAGAUCGAGUUCGAGCAGGAGCUGCGAGACUCAUGAAGCAGGUCAAGGUGAAGCCGCAGGCGCGACUUGAUGGCUUUUUCAAGGUUAUGCCCAAGGAGGGAGGAGAGAAGCGAAAGGCGGACGACAAGAAGACUAAGGGUAAGAAGCCCGCCACUAAGAAGGCAAAGAAGUGA
Messenger RNA from Yarrowia lipolytica CLIB122, 1170 nucleotides. RefSeq lists its product as uncharacterized. Gene Ontology annotation, molecular function: 5'-flap endonuclease activity; DNA binding; 5'-3' exonuclease activity. Gene Ontology annotation, cellular component: cytoplasm; nucleus. NCBI's taxonomy places the organism in Eukaryota, Fungi, Ascomycota, Dipodascomycetes, Dipodascales. The record is from RefSeq and is a predicted model, not a curated record.